UUUAGUUAUACACGUGCCCGCGCAACGAAUAAACAAGUCGGAAAUGUACGAGUUUCCUAGUUCCGAUUCAAAUUUGAACGCAGCAUUAGUCUAUGCGUGACGCGCACAACUUUUUACUUGAGGUUUUCUCGAAAUGCACAGGGACGACCAUACUUCAGUGGUGACGACCUUAUUUUGAACAAACCGACAACCCGAUAUAGUAUUGUCAUGGAGGGAACACCCGUGGAGGUUCUUGGCGUCCCCGAUGAUAUCCUUGCCUCUGUUAGAAUGGUUGACAAGCUCACAAUACACUUCCAACGACCAGGGAACGGGGGAGGAGAGGUGAAGAGAGUACAGUUUCCAUCCUACAGCCCAGGACAGGCCUUUGUCAUAUUUGAGGAUCCAGAAGUGGCUGCACGUGUUUUGCAGCAGACCCAUGUCUUAGAAGUGGAUGGACAACACUUUCCUCUUAAAAUCAGGAAAGCUAAUAGGCCUGAGGUGGACAUGCCAGUCAAGGCCAAUCUGGAUGUGAGCAUGUUCUCCAAGGACAGCGAGGAGGUGAUCCAGCCUGUGAACGAGAUUCCCCAUGGUCAGCUACCCAUUCAGGGCUCCAUCCAGAAGUUCAGUGCAGUGGAGGCCCAACUGCAGCAUGUCUUACCCCAGGACACUAACACCCUGCGCCACAGAAGCCCUUCGCCAUCCAGUCUCAAUAGCAAUGCCUCUGGGGCCAUUUCCAAAUCCUCAAUCCGCUGCAACCCAUUUCCCAGCCCACAAGCAACAGGGUAUGUUGAGGACAACUUGACCCAUAUGAGGAACCUAUCCCCCAAGCCAGUGGAACCCAUCUCCCAGACCCCAUCUUGCAGUGAGGUCUUCUUCAUAACGGACGCAGAUGUGCUCCGUUAUGCCCUGUGCGUCAGGAAAAAGGACAUUGAUUCCAUUCUUGGAGGUCACACAACUCAAAUGGAUGUUAAGCCAGCUGAAGGUUCCGACCUCCGCUAUGUUUUCCUUGAAGGGAAGAAUCCAGAGAGGGUUAUGGAAAAGCUGCAAGUUUUUCUCACCAAGCUUCAUUUAAGACUACGAACUCAAGAAAUCCCACUAUGGACACUCGAUCGCGACCGACAGGUUAGAAUUCACCAACUGGUUCAGAAGUAUAAUAUAAUUUAUCCUACUGUCCUCGUCAAUCAGGUUGGAGAUCUCCUCCGCCUUGUAGGACCUUCCAAGGAAAGUUAUGAGAUGAAGCAGAGGCUCCUGGGAAAACCCAUAGACCUGCUACCAGCUGGGCUAACAGGGAGGGUACUGGACAGGAGUACCCAUGGUGCUCCCAUCCCAUGGCCUCCUGGCCCAGUACCUGACCCUGUGUCUGCACCUGCACCAGAUUACUAGUAAAUUAACUUCAUUUUGCAGUAGCUUGGUGGUAGUGGAACUAAAUUCAAAUCUAGAUAGUGUUUGCAGGAGUUCAUUACUUUUUGUCAUGUAGCAGUGUAGCUAACUACUGGAACUACAUACUACGUUUUAGCCAUGUAGCGGUGUAGCCAACUACUGGAACUACACACUACUGUUUUACCAUGUAGUGGU
Messenger RNA from Salvelinus namaycush (lake trout), 1554 nucleotides. RefSeq names its product RNA-binding protein 43-like. The coding region runs from base 208 to 1362 and encodes 384 amino acids. The transcript has 4 exons. Gene Ontology annotation, molecular function: RNA binding. NCBI's taxonomy places the organism in Eukaryota, Metazoa, Chordata, Actinopteri, Salmoniformes, Salmonidae. The record is from RefSeq and is a predicted model, not a curated record.